CCCAAACAUACCAUUUGUACAUAAAGACUGCAGCAGUGAUAUAUUCACUGAAAAUAUUACCCAGUAUUCGCUUUAGAAGACAAAGCCCCUGCCGGCCAACGACUCUGAACCAUUGCUCGUCGACGGCCAAACAACAAUCCAUCUUCAACCUCGUUUUAGAAGAGAACGUUUUCAGAGGUUAUAAUGUUUACUCUUACCAAACAGAUCCUUAAGUAAACAAAAACUCUGAAGUCUGACCUGACAUUUGUUCUCUUCAGCUACUCACUCCACUUCAAUGGCUUCUCUUUUCAAGGAUCAAACAAAGCUUUCAGCGUAUCGUGACAGAAGGUUUCCUGGGACACAAGAGGAAUUUGAGCAUACGUUGCAGGCAUCAACAACUGUUUAUGUCGGAAACAUGUCGUUUUAUACUACAGAAGAGCAAAUCUAUGAGCUUUUUUCACGAGCUGGAGAAAUUAAGAAGAUAAUUAUGGGUUUGGACAAGAACAGCAAAACACCUUGUGGCUUUUGUUUUGUCUUAUACUACUCUAGAGAAGAUACUGAGGAUUGUGUCAAAUAUAUAAGUGGAACAAUUCUUGAUGACCGCCCUAUUCGAGUGGAUUUUGAUUGGGGAUUUCAAGAAGGAAGACAAUGGGGUCGUGGUCGAAGUGGUGGCCAGGUUCGGGAUGAAUAUCGUACAGACUACGAUCCUGGCAGAGGAGGUUAUGGAAAGUUAGUUCAAAGAGAGUUGGAAGCACAAAGGCAGCUUGUUGAUUAUGGUACUGGUUCAUUGAACUCUUUCCAACCGGUUAUGCCCCAUCAUUAUGGUAGACAUGGUGGAGGUCAUGGUCAUGGUCAUGGGUCUCAUAGGCAUAGCAGAGAUUACCAUCGAAAGCGACACCGUGAAGAAGAUCGUCAUGCACAUGAGAACUCAAGGAGAAGCUCAGACCAUGAAUCUAGAAGAAAUUCUGAACAUGACUCAAGACCGGAGAAGAAUCCACGUUUCCGGGAGAGCGGUGACUCUGAUGAUGAGGAGGAUGAUGAUCGGAAGCGGCGGGCUUAAUGGUUCUAAUGGUAUUUUCUGUUGGCACACCAGCAGCUGGAUGGAAAACAAUUCAUGCUGCACAAAUAUGGGAGGAUCAUACAGUGUUCUUGCAACAACUUUAAAGCAGUGGAUAUUUGUUUGAUAAGCUUAGUUUCUAUAUUGGGCUAUUAUUGGGAGAAACUGACAGUAUCAUACCUAGAUUUUUCAAACAAAGGCGUCAAUUAUCAUAAAUUUGAGACUUCUCACUCGAGUAUUGAGAUAUAGACUUCAA
Molecule: messenger RNA, 1292 nt
Organism: Mangifera indica (mango)
Lineage: Eukaryota; Viridiplantae; Streptophyta; Magnoliopsida; Sapindales; Anacardiaceae
Product: nuclear cap-binding protein subunit 2
Exons: 9
Coding region: 275-1039 (254 amino acids)
Biological process (GO): mRNA cis splicing, via spliceosome
Cellular component (GO): nuclear cap binding complex
Molecular function (GO): RNA cap binding
Source: RefSeq, a predicted model, not a curated record